This is a messenger RNA of Sphenostylis stenocarpa, 2013 nucleotides long. Lineage: Eukaryota; Viridiplantae; Streptophyta; Magnoliopsida; Fabales; Fabaceae. The record is from the annotation of a GenBank genome assembly.
AUGGAAGGUUCUAGAAUAGAGAAUUUAAUCAGAGCUGAGAAAUCGCUGAGGCUCAGCUUAGAGAAAUCGAAGUCGGUAGGGUUAGCGUUGGAGAGAGCGGGGCCGAGGUUAGCCGAAAUCAGGCAGCGGCUGCCGUCGCUGGGAUCGGCGGUGCGGCCUAUUCGCGCCGAGAGGGAUGCCCUUGCGGCCGUCGGCGGCCACAUCAACCGUGCUGUGGGCCCCGCCGCGGCGGUGCUCAAGGUUUUUGACGCCGUCCACGGCCUCGAAAAGUCUCUGUUGUCGGAUCCCCGGAGCGAUAUCGCUGGGUACUUGUCGGUGCUGAAGCGCCUCCAGGAGGCGCUGAGGUUUUUGGGGGACAAUUGCGGGUUGGCCAUACAGUGGUUGGAGGACAUAGUUGAGUAUUUGGAAGACAAUUCCGUUGCUGAUCAGGUUUAUCUCGCAAAUUUGAAGAAGGAACUUAAGAAUCUUCGCGAAUCGCAGCACGGGGAACUCGAUGGUGGGUUGUUGGAUGCUGCAUUGUGCAAGUUGGAGGAUGAGUUCAGGUUGCUGUUGACUGAGAAUAGCGUGCCAUUGCCGAUGUCGGUGGCGGCCGCAGGUGAUGAUUUGGCGUGUAUUGCGCCGUCGCCGUUGCCGGUGUCGGUUGUGCACAAGUUGCAGGCGAUUCUGGGGCGGUUGAUUGCCAAUGACAGGCUGGAUAGGUGUGUGGGGAUUUAUGUUGAGGUGAGGAGUUCCAAUGUUAGGGCAAGUUUGCAGGCGCUGAAUUUGGAUUACCUUGAGAUUUCUGUGUCGGAGUUCAAUGAUGUGCAGAGCAUUGAGGGGUAUAUUGCUCAGUGGGGGAAGCAUUUGGAGUUUGCGGUGAAGCAUUUGUUUGAGGCUGAGUAUAAGCUUUGCAAUGAUGUGUUCGAGAGGAUUGGAUUGGAUGUGUGGAUGGGUUGCUUUUCGCAGAUAGCCGCGCAGGCUGGUAUACUGGCGUUUCUUCAGUUUGGGAAGACGGUUACUGAGAGUAAGAAGGACCCCAUUAAGCUUUUGAAGUUGUUGGAUAUUUUCGCGUCGCUCAGCAAGUUGAGGUUGGAUUUCAACCGGCUUUUUGGGGGUGCGCCAUGUGUUGAGAUACAGAAUUUGACUAGGGAUCUUAUUAAAAGGGUGAUUGAUGGGGCUGCGGAGAUUUUCUGGGAGCUUUUUGUUCAGGUGGAGUUGCAGAGGCCGAAUCCACCACCUGUGGAUGGCAAUGUGCCGAGAUUGGUGAGCUUUAUCACCGAUUACUGUAACAAGCUCCUUGGGGAGGAUUAUAAGCCGAUAUUGACUCAGGUCCUGAUCAUUCACAGAAGUUGGAAGCGCCAAAGCUUUCAGGAGAGAGUCCUUGUUACUGAGAUUUUGAACAUUGUGAAGGCUGUUGAGCAGAAUGUGGAGACUUGGAUCAAGGCUUAUGACGAUCCUAUACUGUCCCACUUUUUUGCUAUGAACAAUCACUGGCAUCUAUGCAAGCAUUUGAAAGGGACAAAGCUUGGGGAGCUCUUGGGGGAUUCCUGGCUAAGGGAGCACGAACAGUAUAAGGACUAUUACUCCACAAUCUUCUUGAGGGACAGCUGGGGAAAGCUUCCUGGACAUUUGAGUAGGGAAGGUUUGAUUCUUUUCUCUGGAGGGCGUGCCACAGCCCGGGACCUGGUCAAGAAGAGGUUGAAGAAGUUCAAUGAAGUUUUUGAUGAGAUGUAUACUAAGCAGUCAAGUUGGAUCAUGCCGGAACGGGAUCUGAGGGAGAAGACAUGUCAGCUUAUAGUGCAAGCUGUGGUGCCUGUGUACCGCAGUUACAUGCAGAAUUAUGGUCCUUUGGUUGAGCAAGAUGCUAGCUCUACAAAAUAUGCGAAGUACACUGUGCAGAAGCUUGAGGAAAUGCUCUUGUGUCUUUAUCGGCCAAGGCCUGUAAGACAUGGCAGCUUGAGAAGUCCAACAUUUAGUGCAAAAUAUGGCAAUGGAGUACCUGAUCUUCGCAGAACCGCAUCUGCAGUUGUGUAA